UGUAACUUCCUCCCAUUCUUACUCGUCUGAACCAAAUACACCUUUCAAACCAACUCCAGAGCUCCCCCUACCCCGGUAUCUACCCUCAACACGCAGAUAGUCUAUGAUGAUUCCACGAAGCCAUUUCCAUUCACCAUGAACAACACAAUUAGCCCAUCAAACACAUUCAAAUCCACACACUACACGCUCUUUUUCACUCCAAUUUUCACAUUUUUUUGGCAAGUUCAAGGUUUCUUCUGAACAAUAAUUAGUCGAUCGAUCGUUUAAUUGAGAGAUAAUUUCUUGUUAUUAUGGUUAAGAAGCGGGUACCCGAUUGGCUCAAUAGCUCCCUCUGGUCCUCCCAGGCCCAGCAACCUCAAUCGCCGCCAGGGAGCAACGACUCCGUUGAAUCCCAUGUCCCGGCCGCACGCGGAGCUGCUAAGUCUGCUGUGGUAGAGUCGAUUGUCGAGCCGCCGGUGCCGGUGCCCCCACCGAAUGUAUCGAGACCAGUUGAGCCACCAAGCUCCUCUGUUCAUAGUAGUACUAGUGUGAAAGGGGAAGUUAAAGAUCCGUUGAACAGUCAUAAUGGUAGUAAUUAUGGGAAUACUAAUAACAGCAGUUAUAAUAGCGAGGAGGAAAAUGGGAGUUCUUCUAACAAUUCUACAAUCGCCUCCAUUGCUGCUGUUGGUGCACAUGCGGGUGCGGCAGUAGGGCCUGUUUCUAGUUCUUUGGCUGAGGACAUUUCUUCCCAAGCCCAGCUUUUACAAGAGCUGUCAAGGAAGAUUAUAAAUAUGGGAGAAUUGCGGAGGAUAACAUCACAAGGCAUUCCUGAUGGAGCUGGCAUUCGUGCAACGGUGUGGAAGCUAUUGUUAGGAUAUCUUCCACCCGAUCGCUCGCUUUGGCCUUCAGAGUUGGCCAAGAAGAGGUCUCAGUAUAAGCAUUUCAAAGAGGAGCUAUUGAUGAAUCCUUCAGAUAUUACAAGGCAGAUGGAAAAGUCAAGUCUUCAGAACAGUGAACCAGAUGGAGAAGACAAGGGUUUUCUCUCAAGAUCAGAGAUCACUCAGGGAGAGCAUCCGUUAAGUCUUGGGAAGAGUAGCAUAUGGAAUCAAUUUUUCCAGGACACUGAGAUUAUAGAACAGAUUGACCGAGAUGUCAAGCGCACUCAUCCAGACAUGCACUUUUUCUCAGGGGACUCAGCUUUUGCAAAAUCCAACCAAGAGGCUUUGAAGAACAUAUUGAUUGUAUUUGCGAAGUUGAAUCCUGGUAUAAGAUAUGUGCAAGGGAUGAAUGAAAUUUUGGCGCCAUUAUUCUAUGUGUUCAAAAAUGACCCAACUGAGGAAAAUGCUGUAAGUAACGUUUCAUGGUCUACCUAUACUAUAUCUACAUUGAAAACCUACAACCUUAUGAUUCAGAAAAACAUUACACUUUGUAUGUCAGCUUUCCAGCUUAUUUUCUUGGAAGCUUUCUCAAUGUUUUUAAUCGACAAUGUUCCCUGUCCAUUUUCUGCUGCUUUAGAGUGGUCCUUUGAGUUGGACUUGGAGGAAAUCAAGGUGGUCAUUUUGAGAGUGGAACAGAGAAUCUUCAGGGAUUUUGAUGAAGAACUAAAAGGUGAAUCAGUCAAUCCCCAGUUUUAUGCAUUCAGGUGGAUUACACUCCUUUUGACACAAGAAUUCAAUUUUGCAGACAGUCUCCUAAUAUGGGACACACUCUUGAGUGACCCUGAUGGUCCUCAAGAGACACUGCUCAGAAUUUGUUGCGCCAUGUUGGUUAUCGUGCGGAGGCGGUUACUUGCAGGCGACUUUACGUCUAAUCUUAAGUUACUCCAACACUAUCCAUCGACAAAUAUAAGCCAUCUGCUCUAUGUUGCCGAGAAGUUGCGUACUCACAGCGCAGGCUAAGUUUUUGAAUCACAGAUUUUCUAGUAUUGUUUCAUUGUCAUCGUUUAAAAUGGUACUACUUGUAAAAUUUUCGGGAUGUAAAUUUAAUGCGAGUCGUUCUUAGAUAUCGUUUUCGGGUUAAUACUUUCGACCUGUGGCCAGGUUGUGUAUUGUAGAUUUUUGAACAUUUUGAGAUUCAGACAUGAUAGCUGAUUGUUGUGGUUUUUGUUGGAAUCGUUUUGCUUCCUUUCA
Molecule: messenger RNA, 2108 nt
Organism: Olea europaea var. sylvestris
Lineage: Eukaryota; Viridiplantae; Streptophyta; Magnoliopsida; Lamiales; Oleaceae
Product: TBC1 domain family member 13-like
Exons: 11
Coding region: 291-1877 (528 amino acids)
Biological process (GO): intracellular protein transport; activation of GTPase activity
Molecular function (GO): GTPase activator activity
Source: RefSeq, a predicted model, not a curated record